AUGAGGUGGGACGUCACCGACCCGCCGCUCCCGCCACGAGCGCCGAGGCUCGACCGAGCGCUCCAUCCGUCCAAACUCACGGUGCUCUCGUGGAACGUCAACUCCAUUCGCGCGCUCCUCGACAAGGACCCGGAUAUUCUCGACGAGGUGGCCGCGAGCGAAGACGCGGACGUGGUGCUGCUGCAGGAGACCAAGCUGCAGGAGAAGCACGUGCCGGAGAUGGACGCGAGGGUGUUGGCCAAGUACCCGUACAGGACGUGGAACUGUUCCACUUCGCGGCUGGGGUACUCGGGGACGGCGAUGUUUCUCAGACUGGAACCGACGCGCGCGCCGUGGCACGAUCCGUUCGAGAUGGACGAGUUCGAAGGGGAGGGCCGGGUCGUGUGCGCGGAGCUCCCGAACGUCUUCGUCGUCGGCGCGUACUGCCCGAACAGCGGCGAGGGUCUGGCGCGGCUUCGCGCGAGGACAAAGGAGUGGGAUCCGAGGAUGUCGGCGUACCUGUCGUCGCUGCAAGCCUCCGCCGGGGGUAAACCGGUCGUCUACUGCGGCGAUCUAAACGUGGCGAACGAGCCCAUCGACCUGUGGGGCAACCACGCCGCGAACUCGCUCGCUUCGGGGUACACCCCCGAGGAGAGGGAUUCGUUUAAGCGCUUGCUGCUCGGGCCCAUUCGCGACGGGGGUGCCGGAUUGGUGGACACGUUUCGAGAGGCGCACGGAACAGACGCGAAGGCGUUUACCUACUUUAGCUACCGCGCGGGGGCGAGGCCGAGGAACAGGGGUUGGAGGAUAGACUACGCGCUGGUGAGCGAGUCUCUCCGUGGGGAGGUUCACGACGCGUUCAUCCGCGGCGACGUGGGCGGGUCGGAUCACUGCCCCAUCGGCGUCGUCGUCAAGCUGCGGGAGUAG
This is a messenger RNA of Micromonas commoda, 906 nucleotides long. RefSeq lists its product with no specific name. Gene Ontology annotation, cellular component: nucleus. Gene Ontology annotation, biological process: base-excision repair. The coding region runs from base 1 to 906 and encodes 301 amino acids. Gene Ontology annotation, molecular function: DNA-(apurinic or apyrimidinic site) endonuclease activity; phosphoric diester hydrolase activity; DNA binding. The transcript has a single exon. NCBI's taxonomy places the organism in Eukaryota, Viridiplantae, Chlorophyta, Mamiellophyceae, Mamiellales, Mamiellaceae. The record is from RefSeq and is a predicted model, not a curated record.